Molecule: messenger RNA, 3863 nt
Organism: Homo sapiens (human)
Lineage: Eukaryota; Metazoa; Chordata; Mammalia; Primates; Hominidae
Gene: ILDR1
Product: immunoglobulin like domain containing receptor 1
Exons: 8
Coding region: 1584-2819 (411 amino acids)
Biological process (GO): vesicle-mediated transport; response to fatty acid; regulation of RNA splicing
Cellular component (GO): cytosol; cytoplasm; bicellular tight junction
Molecular function (GO): high-density lipoprotein particle receptor activity
Source: RefSeq, a predicted model, not a curated record
AUAGGUAGGUAGUGGUUUAAUUUUUUCAUAAAGGCAAAUGAUGUUGACUCUCUUAUAUGGUUGUUCACCAUCUGUAUAUUUUCUUUGGGGAAAUGUCUUUUUAUAUCUUUUGCCCAUUUUUCUGAUUGGAUUGUUUGUUUUACUGUCUAAUCUGAUACAGGAAAAUAUCUCAUUGGUGUUUGAAUUGGCAUUUCUUUAGUAUUUGGUGAGAAUGAACUUUUUGUCAUGUUUAUUUCUUUUUAAAAGUUACUGAAUUAUUAACUGCAUUAAUUGUUUUUGUCAUUUCAUAAUUGUGGGUUUCUAUUUCUAAAUAGACUUGAAAAAAAGUAUCAGCAAUUUCAUUUGUAUUCAUCACAGUACCUUAAACUAUCAGGCUCUUGAUAAAGAUUUAUUGUUUAGUUGGUUGAAAAUAGUUGUAAUAUUGGGGUGAUAAUCUAGGUUGGCCUUGAUUAAUCUAGGUAGUUGAGUAUUUUAGGUUUAUCCAGUUUUACCAUUUUCUGGCGUGUAUUGACUAAUUGGUUCACUUAACCAAAUGUUCAUUCCUUUUAUUUUUACUUGAUGUUUUAGUGCAAAUCUGAUUCGACACCUAAUAAUAUAGAGCUGUGACAUUAGGGUUGUUUGGCUUAUCAUAUUCCUGCCACUACAGAAAGAUUAAUUUUGACUCAAAGCUUUCUAAGAAAGUGUUUUAAUACUUCUCUAUUCCAAACUCUAAUGGGUUUUUUUUCCCAUUCUGUUUAUUGAUGUAAAUUAUAAAUGAUCCCUGAAAUUCCUCUUGGGCUUGUUUUCUUCUUUAUCUCACCAGAUUCACCAGAGGCUUUACCUCUGCGAAGCCUCAAAUCUCAACUUGCCUCUGAACUGAUAAUACAGAAUAGAAUCUGUAUGUUAUGUGCACUCAAAAUCCAACAUGUAAAAUGACUGCAAAAAUUAUUUUCUUCCAGAAAUCCUUCCCAAACUAGUUUUGGGUGGGAAAAAUAAAGUAUUGGAUUUUAUUUUUGGUUAGCCUUUUUUUUUAAUUUAAAUUAAAAUUUUUUUAGGAAUGGGAGUCUCGCUAUGUUGCUCAGACUGGUCUUGAACGGAACUCCUCGCCUCAAGCCAUCCUCCCACCUCCGCCUCCUGAGUCACUGGGAUUACAGGCAUGAGCCAUUGACCUCAGCUCUGUUUAACCUUUAAAAUGGAGGAAGGAAGAACUCUGGGUCUGGCUGGCCUGACUCCAGAUUAUUUCCACCGACAGCAGAGGGUGCCUGUCCUUGCUUGUGACGGUCCAGCACACAGAACGCUAUGUCACCCUGUUUGCCUCUAUCAUCCUCAAAUGUGACUACACCACCUCUGCCCAGCUCCAGGACGUGGUGGUGACAUGGCGCUUCAAGUCCUUCUGCAAGGACCCUAUCUUUGACUACUACUCAGCGUCAUACCAGGCAGCUUUAUCCCUGGGCCAGGACCCAUCCAAUGACUGCAACGACAACCAGCGGGAAGUUCGCAUAGUGGCCCAGCGGCGGGGGCAGAAUGAGCCCGUGCUGGGGGUAGAUUACCGGCAGCGCAAGAUCACCAUCCAGAACCGAGCAGAUCUCGUGAUAAAUGAAGUGAUGUGGUGGGACCAUGGAGUGUAUUACUGCACCAUUGAGGCUCCAGGGGACACAUCAGGAGACCCCGAUAAGGAAGUAAAGCUCAUCGUCCUACACUGGCUGACAGUGAUCUUCAUCAUCCUGGGAGCCCUCCUCCUCCUGCUGCUGAUUGGAGUGUGCUGGUGCCAGUGCUGUCCUCAGUAUUGCUGCUGCUAUAUCCGCUGUCCCUGCUGUCCUGCCCACUGCUGCUGUCCUGAGGAAGCCCUGGCCCGCCACCGCUACAUGAAGCAGGCCCAGGCCCUAGGUCCUCAGAUGAUGGGAAAACCCCUGUACUGGGGGGCGGACAGGAGCUCCCAGGUUUCAUCUUAUCCAAUGCACCCGCUGCUGCAGCGAGAUUUGUCCCUGCCGUCCAGCCUCCCGCAGAUGCCAAUGACCCAGACCACCAAUCAGCCUCCCAUCGCCAAUGGUGUCCUGGAGUAUUUGGAGAAAGAACUGCGGAACCUCAACCUGGCCCAGCCUCUGCCCCCUGACCUCAAAGGCAGAUUUGGCCAUCCCUGCAGCAUGCUGUCCUCCCUGGGCUCUGAGGUCGUGGAACGCAGAAUCAUCCACCUGCCCCCACUGAUCAGAGACCUGUCAUCCUCAAGGAGGACCAGUGACUCCCUGCACCAGCAGUGGCUCACCCCAAUUCCCUCCAGGCCCUGGGAUCUGAGGGAGGGGAGAAGCCACCACCAUUACCCUGAUUUCCACCAGGAGCUCCAGGACCGGGGGCCAAAGUCUUGGGCAUUGGAAAGAAGGGAGUUGGACCCAUCGUGGAGUGGAAGGCACCGUAGCUCUAGGCUGAAUGGGUCACCCAUACACUGGUCAGACAGGGACAGCCUAAGCGAUGUCCCCUCAUCCAGUGAGGCACGCUGGCGGCCGAGCCACCCUCCUUUCAGGAGCCGCUGUCAGGAGAGGCCCCGCAGGCCCAGCCCCCGGGAGAGCACUCAGAGGCACGGGAGACGACGCAGGCACCGCAGCUACUCUCCUCCCUUGCCCUCCGGCCUCAGUUCCUGGAGCUCUGAAGAGGACAAGGAGAGGCAGCCCCAGAGCUGGCGGGCCCACCGCCGCGGCUCGCACUCCCCACACUGGCCCGAGGAGAAGCCGCCUAGCUACCGCUCACUUGAUAUCACUCCAGGCAAGAAUAGCAGGAAAAAAGGGAGUGUGGAGAGGCGCUCGGAGAAAGACAGCUCUCAUAGUGGAAGGAGUGUGGUCAUUUAGUCACCAAGCACAGCACAACUUCUGUGGCUACUUCUCGGCUCCUGUGUGUCAUCAGCAUCACCUAGGUUUCCAGCUGACUUGGGAACUGCAAGUCUGAGUCUAACAGUUUUUGGCUUAGAUUCUGAGAAUCAAAUAGAAGAAUUUUAAAUACAAGAGUUUGAGAUUGGGUAUAGUGGCUCACACCUGUAAUCACAGCACUUUGGGAGGCUAAGAAUCACUUGAGACUAGGAGUUCAAGAUCAGCCUGGGAAACAUAGUGAGACCCCGUCUCUACAAAAAAUAUAAAAAUUAGUUAGGUGUGGUGGCAUGCACUUGUAGUCCCAGCUACUCAAGAGGCUGAGGCAGAAGGAUCCCUUGAGCCCAGGAGUGCAAGGCUGCAAUGAGCCAGGAUCCCAUGAUCACACAUCUGUAUUCCAGCCUGGGCAAUAGAGCAAGUCCCCAUUACUAAAAAACCCAAAAGGCCAAAAAACAAAAAAGUUAGAGUUCGAGGAAUUACCAACUGUAGUUUUAGCCUUGGUUCAUGCUCUCUUGCAUAUUUAUAUAAUCUCUGACUUGUAAUGGACCCUGACUGGAAUGUGAUCCCUCAGGAACUUAGUAGCCUGAGUCUUUCAGUAGACUACACUGCCCAGAACCCUGGCCAUUCUCAAAAUGAGAACUUGGGAAUGUUUAAGAAGAAAUCAAACAUGUUUCAGGAAAAGGAAAUCUAUGGAGUAUUAUAGGGACAUUCCCAUGGGAAUGUAUCUUCCUCCAUGGCAUGUCUUGAGGGUCCUUUCUUGUUAGGAGUUUAUCCUGCCAGCCCAUAAAUGGACUAUUUAUUGUAAGUGUAGAAAAUCACAGAGAAGCAGUUUUGCACCAGCCUUAUUCCUGUGCCUUGUUUUCCUCUUGCUCUUUUUUUACCUGUAUAUCUAAUUUAUAUUUUCAUAUAUAUUGUGUAUUGAUUGAAGUCACUUUAAAUCCUUCUUGGGAAUGACACAGUAUAUAAAUAAGGAAGAAAGAAAACAUGCCAAGCUGAGCAUGCUGCUCCAAAUAAAUAUCUGCUUUCCUA